This is a messenger RNA of Marasmius oreades (fairy-ring Marasmius), 429 nucleotides long. RefSeq lists its product as uncharacterized. The transcript has 3 exons. NCBI's taxonomy places the organism in Eukaryota, Fungi, Basidiomycota, Agaricomycetes, Agaricales, Marasmiaceae. The record is from RefSeq and is a predicted model, not a curated record. Bases 1 to 429 code for a protein of 142 amino acids.
AUGAACAACCAGGAGUUCCAAGACUCGUUCGUUACUGUCGUCAUCGACCCCAACUGCACGAUAUCAGCCGAGACUAGACAUCGGCGCUUUCCGUACCUGUCCCGACUACAAGUCCCCAUAUACUUCACCCUCCGAGGAUCAGUUUGGACAAGAUCGAAGGCUUGGGUGCCGAAUCAGUACUACCAGUUUGAAGUAGAGAUCUUCAAAUCGAGUGUCGAUGAUGAGCUGUUAGAUGUUGUGGAGUACGUAUUGGGCCAGUACAUUCAGUCAGAGGCCUCUCAUAACCAUCAUCUCGCAGCCUUCCAAUCUCUAGCAGAACUGUCCAAGGUAUCGGGGAUUCUAAACACCCGUGCAACGUUACCUCCCCGAUUUGAUAAGGAGCAUUGCUCGAAGGCAAUAUUUACCGUCCGCAUUCGUUCGCCAAACUGA